GUAUUGAUGACAUAAUAAGGCAAAACGAAUCGAAAUAUUGAUGGAUGUGUUUAUUCAUACGAAUUCAUACUUUGUAAGAAAACCAAAUAAUGAAAUCCAGUUUUUGAGAAUAAAGAUAAAUAAGGAAGAUAUCUGCAAUUAUAAUUUUAUAUCGAAUUUCUUGUGUACUGAAUGACAUCAUAGUCAACGCCUCGCUUUCGUAAUACGGUCAUCCAACCAAAAAGCCGAUACAAUACCACGUGAUGAAAAUAAUAGCAGGGUAGCAAUUAGAGGUUACACGUACAGGAUCUUAGCUACGGAAUUUUGGCGAAGUUCUCCCUAUAUUCAGUAUAAUUCGCCAUUAUACUCUAAAGAUAUUCUCCACCACAACUUGCAGAUAAAGGAAAGGACAAAGUCAAAAGGAGAAAACUGAAAGUGAUAAAUCAAAUAUAAUAUUUAAAUAUUGAGGAGUGUUUAAAAACAAAAAAUUGCCAAAUGGAGCAAAACAACCCUAAUCUUCCACCUACAACUUUCUGCCGUUCAGGGUGCGGAUUUUAUGGAAAUGAUUCUUUUGAGGGCCUUUGCUCGAAAUGCUACAAGGAUCAGUUAAAACGCAAACAGCAGAGCUCGUCGCCAGUGAGCCCAGCCGGCCGAUCGAGUCCCGCCACUUCACUGAGCCCCGCCUCUUCAUUGAGCCCAGCAGGUGAGGAUGCCGCAGUGACUACUGUCAGCCUUAGCCUCAGUAAAACUAACCUAGGGAACACGGUGCCUGUCACUGAUGCGGGCUCUAAUACAUCAAUUAGCCGAGGAAGCACGACCCCCAGUGUGGAGACUGGUUCACCUACCAUACCUGUCACCAGCGCAGCUGACAAAGACAAAGUGGAAGGAGCCUCUGGUGGGACAGAGGGCAGUGACAACGGAGCAGACACCAGCAAAGAUAAAAAGAAGCGCAGCAGAUGCCAUACUUGCAAGAAAAAGGUUGGCCUCACUGGAUUUGAGUGCCGGUGCGGUGGACUAUUCUGCAGUUUACAUCGCUAUUCAGAUAAGCAUGACUGUACCUUCAACUACCGCGAGAUGGCGCAAGAGCAGAUUAGAAAAAAUAACCCUGUGAUUGUUGGCGAGAAAAUUCAGAAAAUAUAGGAAAAGACUUAGUGAAAUUCAAAAUUAGUUUGCCCACACCCCUUUUUGCAAAUUUUUUUUUUGGGUAGACAGAAUAUAUAUAUAUCAUAUAAAGCUUUCUUUUUUUGGUUUUUGUUUCAAUAAUUGUGAAUUUGUGAAAAAGAAUGAAAAGUUAAUACAACCUAUACAUGCUUAAAGGUUUGGUUUUGAGCUAAUUGUGUGAGUGAAAUUUUUUUGUCAAAGAAAACAUGUUUAAAUCAAGAAGAUGAAUGAAACACGAGUAUUGUUUGUUUUUAUCUAGUUCAUGUUAUGUUACAGUAAUUGGCAAGAUUUUGUACUGCUUUACAUAAUUAAGUUCUUUUUAACAGUAAAUAAUGUUAACAUGAUUUGGUACUAUUAAGCUUUAUGAUAGUUAACUUUAACAUUGUACAAAGUUAACAUUAACCAGUAUCAGCUUUAUGAUUAAAUUAACAUUAACAUUGUUAAAAGUUAAGAUGGCUGGUUUUGGCUUACAUGAUAUCUUUUAAGUUAAUGAUAACAUUUAACAUGACUUGUAUAUAUGCUUACAUGAUUAAGUUGAGGUUAUCAUUGUACAAAGUUAAUAUUAUUCCAGAUUGGCUUUAUGAUAAGUUAAUGGUUAUAUUAUAAAAAGUUAACACUGCUGGUAUUUGCUUACAUGAUAAAGUUAAGUGUAACAUACUUGAGUAGUGUAGUGAACAUGUUAGAGGUUAAUAUGAUUGAGUAACAGUGUUAACAUCAUUAAUGUUAAUAUUGUUAAAUUAUUGUUAACAUUGUUAAAUAAAUGUUAACAUGAUUCAUUUAAGGUCAUGAUUAACCUGCAUGCAUACAUGUUCACAAAAGCCAGGCCUGUUCAAUUGACUACAAUACCUACAGUGAAUACAUACAUUUCAUAAGUGUGCAAAUAUGAGUGGAUUAAUUAUUGUACGUCUUAGGGCAAGACAGGCUUAACUUCUAGUGUUAUAUAUGGAGUUAUGACUGUCUUGCACCAAGUCCUUGAUUAUGACUUAAGAGUGUGGUGGUGUAAUGCAGUGCACAAUUUUGCUAAUAGGAACACAUGUAAAUACAUUUAUUGUAAAGAUGUUGCAAAUCAUCAAAAACACAAUGAUAAUGUGUUUAAAAUUUCUCAUAUGAUUUUGCCAUUUCAUAGAAGUAUGUCAUUUCACGAUGUUUCAGUGUGUAUUUGCUUUGUAUGGAUAUUGUGUACAUGUUUGUGAAGAGAUCAGGACGUUAAUAGAAAUAUGAAUGCAGACUUUGUUAACUCUUCAUGUUUAACCGAUCACACAUUUUCACAUGUUAAACAUAAACAUUACAGAAUUCUUGGUCAUCAUUUUUAGCAUCUUCAUUACAAGUACUUUUAUAGCCUGAAACAUCAGCACUAAGCACUUGUGAGCAGCUUACAAUGGAGUGUCGAUGGACUUUCACUUUGCUUCUAAGCCCAUGUUUACGAACAAUUCUCAAGUUCAGACUAGUGCAUUUACAUAUGAAAAAUUAAGCUUGACUGAAACAAACAAACUUGAGUCCUCUAAAACAAGACAAAUAUUUUCUCUGUGAUAAAUGGAAAUCCAGCUAUGUCUCUGCUGUUACAGGGCAUUGCGAAGUUUUUACAACAGCAUAUGGCUGAAAAAUAAUAUUUCAGUUUACACAACAUGGUAAAACUUUUGGUUGUUAAAAGAUUUUAUUUCACAGCAGGUAAUGCCUGAAAAAAUAUUAUUUCAGUUUACAGAGCCUGUUAUGGUGAAAUAACACUAUUUCAGUUAAGACAUCAUGAAUUGGCUGAAACAACAUUAUUUCAGUUAACACUCCAUGAAUUGGCUGAAACAACAUUAUUUCAGUUAACACUCCAUGAAUUGGCUGAAACAACAUUAUUUCAGUAAACACACCAUGAAUUGGCUGAAACUACAUUAUUUCAGUAAACACAUCAUGAAUUGGCUGAAACAACAUUAUUUCAGUAAGCACAUCAUGAAUUGGCUGAAACAACAUUAUUUCAGUUAACACACCAUGAAUUGGCUUAAACAACAUUAGUUCAGUAAACACACCAUGAAUUGGCUUAAAUAACAUUAGUUCAGUAAACACAUCAUGAAACGGCUUAAAUAACAUUAUUUGAAUGUUUUGACAGUUUUACCUUCACCAAUGUAGGUAUGAUUUGACUGGGGUAUGAUGUGACUGGGGUAUGAUGUGACUUGGUCACCAUUAACUCAGGGCUUAAUGAAGGGGUUUUAUCAAGUAUGCAAAACCUUCCAAUAUAAAUCAGUUGUUAUAAUGUGUUAAAACUUUAUAACAAUAACUUUGCUUAGGCUUUGACAUUACUUAUGACUGGCAUUAACGUUACACAAUAGGAAUAUUGGAGGUUUUUAUGCUUUAAAAGGUUAUAUUGUUAUAUUGUAUGAAGAAACAGGCAUUUUGUGUAAAUGUGUUCAUUUAAGUAUCUGAGCGGUAAUAUUAGGAAAUGAAAGUGAAAGAUUAAAUGCAUAUUUGACAAGUAGUCUUUUUUUUUUCUUAUUUGUGUAUAUAAGGUACAGUACGUAGUAUUUUUUCACGCCCAGGUUCUAGAUGUAACCAUAUUCUGUGGAGAAAAAAGACUGUCUACAGUAUAGUUUGGAAAUUAAGUAUUACUUUCUUUUUGUGUGGUGUUAUUGGUUGAUUCCAGAAUUAAAAAAGCUGUUUGAGGUUAAUUGAGUUUUAAAGUAUAUUAUUUCUCUGUUUGUUUGUUUGUAUUUGCAGUUUUUAUUGAUAUAGAUUAUCAUGUUUGGAAAUAUUAACUAAUCGUGUUGUUACCGCUUUAUGCAUAAAUAACGCUUUCUAUGUGUCCUUUAAUAUGGAGCAUACAUAGCAUAAGACUUUUCCUGAGCUUCUUGCAAAUUUUGAAAUAUUAUGUAAAUCGGACACAGAAAACACAUCUUCAUGUAUACUGUGGUACAGUUUUGCACCCUGUUUCUAUAAUGUUCUGAAACUUGGGCAGUAUUCUUAAAACUUCUGAUGUCAUUUCCUCACAUAAGUCACUUUCCUGAUUUUAGUCAAAGGAAAUAAAAAAAAUAAAGAAUUUCUAAACUACAUUAUUUUGAUGAAGAAAACCUACAUAAAUGUUAAUAACACUUAUACAUUUCUUUUUAUUUGAUUAUGAAAAUGUUUAGAAAUCAUUAGGAAAUGAAUUAAGAUGCUUUAUGAAUAUGGCUACGGAACUAUUACACAUCACAGCUUUACCAAUCAAAAACUUGCAUGAAGGAUCUUACAUUGGUUGCCUUUUGAUACAAACAAACUAUCAGGAAUCUGGUUUAGUAAAGUUUCUAUAGUGAUCCUUAGGCAAGCUUAAUUUCUCCUGUUACAAGUGUCCUAAGAUUUUGUAUUUAAUGGCAAGGAAUCUAAGAUUGUUUUAUUACAGGGCACAUUUGUCACCAAAAAUGACGAUUUUAUUCAUUUUACAGUGAAAGUGGCGCUUAAAUUGUGGAACAAAAUUGAAGUCAAUGUCGAGUUAUAUACACUAGUAUGAUAUAAGAAAGAACAAGUUAUAUGUCAGUUAUAGCAAAACAUAUUUAGGCAUAGCCCUGAUAUUUUAACAUUAUUUAUGGAGUGGAUAAAGCAGUUAUUUAUACCACUUAUUUAAAACUAAAAAACAAUAGUGUUAUAAAUAAUUGCUAACCAGAAUACAUUAUUCAUUGUGAUGGUCUUUUCCAUUUUCACUGUAAGUAAACAGUUAAGCGCAUCAAGGUCUUAAUUCAUUAGAUACUGGUAGGAACUUGGAUCAAUCUAUUCAUAAGAAUUUAAACCCUUGUUUAAUAAAAUUCUUCAAUAAGAGCUGUCAAUUUUGUACCUGUAUAUCCACCCUUAAAAUGAAGUCAAUUAUUCCAACACAUUCCCGUAAUUUUACAACUGAUUUUGUUGAAACUAGUGUAAAAUAACACAAAGAUUUCUUGUAUAUUGAGCCAGUUGUUUUGCCGUUAUCGAAAUAUUUUAUAUAUAUUUUGAAAUGUAUGUUUGAGAAAGUCCAUUUAAAAUAUACAAGUUCUUUAGUAACUAGUAUUUGAAUUAAAAAAAUAAUUUCUGUGCAAUAAUGAACAGUAUAAAAAGCUUUUGUAUACAAGUUUUAAAUGGAUUUUUCAAUAGUAGUUCAACCCGUCAAAUCUUUGUAAAUAAAGUGUUAUUAGUUUCAAUUAUACCAGUUUUAAUCCAACCUUUCUCUUUAAAUAAAUCUUUUUUCUCUGUUAUUAUGUAUGAUUUUUCUGUGUACAUUUGUAUGCUAUACCAGAAACAGUAGACUUGAUUUAUUUAUAUUAUUCAUUUGUUAUAUGAUUAAAAUUUACAUGUA
Mya arenaria is the source of this 5422-nucleotide messenger RNA. RefSeq names its product AN1-type zinc finger protein 6-like. The coding region runs from base 475 to 1119 and encodes 214 amino acids. The transcript has 5 exons. The record is from RefSeq and is a predicted model, not a curated record. Lineage: Eukaryota; Metazoa; Mollusca; Bivalvia; Myida; Myidae. Gene Ontology annotation, molecular function: zinc ion binding; DNA binding.